AAAUGAAGAAUCUGAAGUCCUUCUCCUGCAAACUUUUAAAUUAUUUGCAGGAAGUUUGAACGUUUCACUUCAGCCGUCUGCGACCAGAAGAUCGAACAGCGGGGAAAGGUGAUUGUUUUGAGCGGCCGUGGAAGAAUGUUGCUGCGUCUCUGCUUCAUGAUCUCAGGUGCUGUCGCUCUGACCACCUUAAAGCAGCCUCCGGUGGUCACCGUCCUGCUGGGCCAAGAUGUCCUCCUUCCCUGUGAGCUUCAGGUCACCCAGGAUGAGAAGGUCCAGAACAAGCCUGUGCUCUACUGGAUAGACGACAGGGAUGCCUACUUAUUUCCCCCUUCUGAGACGGGGGGGUAUGCAGGCCGAGUGGAAGUUAUGAACAAAACCUUCUCCAAUAAAUCUAUUGUCUUAAAGAAGGUGCGGUGGUCUGACAGCAGGACUUAUCAGUGCAAACUGUCCAUCGAGACCAACAAGAGGGGACACUUCAGGGAGAAGGGAGACAAGACCAGACUCAUCAUCUACGACGCCAUGAACUUUGACCUGAUCAGCAAUGGUUCCCUGCUCUGCUGUGAGGUGAACGUGUCCCUGGAUCUGGGCUUUGCUCUGUCGGUCAGCCAGGCUGGACGUGUCCUCCAGGGCGUGGACUGUCCAGCGACGGCCGGCAGCAACCGGACCGGCGUCACUCUGUCCCGGACCGUCUCCCUGACAGGCGGGGGGGAAUAUGAGUGCCGGCUGCAGCUGGGGAACGAUCUGAUCACGUCCAGCAGCUUUCACAGCAACCUGACGGAUGUGGAGCGGCAUCCGGAGCCGUGGGUUCUGUACGGGUCCGUCCUGUUGGUGCCGGUCCUGGUCCUGCUGGUCCUGGUGGCAGCCACGCUGAUGCACAGAUGAAGUUUACCUGAACCGUCUAACGAAGCGAGGAGAAGUCCCGCCUCUUCAUGAUGGGUUCAGAUCUGUUGAUUUAUGGCUGCUACGUUCUCAGAGCUCAGUAAUCCGGGUUUGCUGCCAUCUAAAACUUCCUGGGUGAUUCUACUGGUUCUUUAUUUCCUCAUUAAAAGGGUUUAUGUGUGUUAAAUAAAAAAGUUUAUUUUUAUGCAUAAAGCAUCUGGGAAACUUCACUGACGGAUUCUGGAGGUUCAGUUCUUUCCACUUUAUGCAACGUCACCACUGUUAGCGACGCAGCACCACAGCAUGAUGCUGCCACCACCGUGUCUGCCCGUUUCCUGCAGAUUUCCAAGCUGCUUUAACCUUUAUAUAUAGUUUUUUAUUUCAUUGAGGCAAAAUGGAUGAAUUUGUUGUCUAGGUCGACCCUCAGACUCUUGUCCAGAAGGCGCUUGACUAGAGAUGCAGCUGCUGAUGUCAGUCCAGCUCCAAGGUGUUGGUUCUCCUCCUCGGUCCGUCAGCUUCCCAGCAGCUGGAACCGUGCUGGUUCCUGGGAGAACAUCCUGACCCAGCUCCUUUAGUCCACUUUGUGCUGCAGGACUGAAGCGUGAGACUUGGACUCAAAGUA
This is a messenger RNA of Fundulus heteroclitus (mummichog), 1501 nucleotides long. RefSeq lists its product as uncharacterized. NCBI's taxonomy places the organism in Eukaryota, Metazoa, Chordata, Actinopteri, Cyprinodontiformes, Fundulidae. The transcript is spliced from 4 exons. The record is from RefSeq and is a predicted model, not a curated record. Bases 136 to 882 code for a protein of 248 amino acids.